Molecule: messenger RNA, 2793 nt
Organism: Lachancea lanzarotensis
Lineage: Eukaryota; Fungi; Ascomycota; Saccharomycetes; Saccharomycetales; Saccharomycetaceae
Gene: VPS3
Product: LALA0S02e10462g1_1
Exons: 1
Coding region: 1-2793 (930 amino acids)
Biological process (GO): endosomal vesicle fusion; autophagy; vesicle-mediated transport
Cellular component (GO): cytoplasm; fungal-type vacuole membrane
Source: RefSeq, a predicted model, not a curated record
AUGAGCAAUGACGGUAGCGAUCAGCAAUUGAAAGUUGGGGGUACCGAAAAAGAGCCAACCAAUGAGGCCAGUUACUCAAGUGAUAACGACACAAAUGAGAGAGAAGGUGGCUUGAGCGAAACUGCAACAGUAGAAGCUUCAGAGGGCCCUCUGAGACUCGACACACUCAUUGAAUAUCUUCCGACUGGAUGUUGCCCAACUAGUUUCGAUGCACACGACAAAAAUUUAUAUUUAGGAACACAACAGGGCGAUCUCUUGCACUAUUUCGAGAUGGAGACUAAAAAUUAUAUGCUGGUUUCACAAACCAAGUUCGAUCCCGAGAACUCUGAGCCAAUUGAGGCGAUAAAAGUCCUCUCGCUAAUUGAAAUCGCUUUACUUCAUACAGGAGGGUCCUUGCACUUCUUUCUCCUACCUGAAUUCGCACCGGUCCCAAAUAUGGACAGUAUACCCAAUGUGAGCGAUUUCCAAGUCAUACGCUACUCUUCUAGUUCCAGUGCGUAUCAAGUUCAACUUUUUGGGCCAGAAGGAGCCAGAAAAGCUACCAUCUACAAAAAUCGUAUUGUAAUGUCCGAUCCAGUGUUUUCCAAGCCGAUCUCACAUGCCAAAAUCUCGCGAAGGUCGAUGAUGGCAUCCAACGGUGGCAAUUACGAGCUCACAGACUUAAAAACAAAAGAUACUUUCCCUUUAUUCCACGUUAGCGAGUCAGGCGGCGAUUUAAAGCCUCUGAUUGAAAUUUAUAGUACUGAUGAGUUUCUUGUGUGCUGUGGUAAUUCAAUGGAGGAGAGCGCGAUGGGCCUUGUCGUGAAUCGUCAAGGUGAUAUUUCACAAGGCACUAUAGUUUUUGAAAGGUAUCCGCUAGACGUCAUCAUUGACCUCCCGCUGAUACUUGUGGAUUACGGGAAGCAUGGCAUCUACGUAUAUCAUCUGGAGUUAAACACUGAGCCGAAGAUUGUGCAAAAACUUAGGUGCACUUCUAGUGACAGCAGAUUAAGACUAACAAGAACGAGCAAAGUCUUCCCAGUCGAUAACCUCGAAAGAAAGCAACAAGUUGUUGAAAAGCUGCGUUCCGUCCCUUUAACCCCAGGAACCCACGAGUUUCGCAUUAAUCAGGAGAGAGCACAUGUGAUGGACAACUACGAAGAGAAUACAUCCUCACUGAUUUAUUCUUCCGCAGGCAUAUAUCUACUUAGCAAGGAACCCGUGGUUUUGCAGAUUAACGACUAUGAUGAGCCAACGAUCGAAAAAAUUGAGAUCAUCCUCGAAGAGUAUCGAAGGCUAGCUUACAUGGGAUCUCUCCUGAAACUGACAAUGAAUUACUUACGUUUGUUGCAGCUCUUUCUUAAAGUUUUGCAUCGCCAAAUGAUAGACCAAGAAAUCGUCAUGGAAUGGUGUGCCAACGCCUUCGAUUUGGACCUGCGUAUUUUUUUUAACCUAUGCGGUAUUGAAGUUUUUGGCGACAUUUGGGUGCCUAAUGGCCUUGUAAACUUCAUCCACGAAACGCGCGGACUCAAACUGUGCCAUAAAAUUACUAACUUCGAGAAACAACUCGAGGCUAUUCGAAGCGAGCUCCGAAAUGAGAAAUUCAAGUCAUUAAAAGAUAAAGAGAAUGUUUUCCGCAGUAUUGACACCGCGAUUGUAAAGUAUAAUGUGGAGCGCAAACUUAAUGUAAACCUGGAUCAAUGCGAGCCAACGAGCUACCUGGAUAUAUUAGCUCUACUCAAGAGUAACAAAGAGCGUUAUAACCCCUUGAUGUAUGAGAUUUAUCUUCGCGUUGGUGACUACCCCAACUGUUUAUCACUUUUGAAAGAACAAAAGGAUGGCACUCAAGUAGGCGCCUUCAUUAUUGAAAAUCUCACGAAGCUACAAAGCAGUAAAGGAUAUGACCGUAACACGCUGCAGAAGGACAUCGUAUUUCUUAUAGAGACCCAGACUAGUGGUCCCGGUCGUGAACGUCUGAUGAAAGACAUUACUGAUAUAAUGAGUCGAUCCAAGCUUGAUGUCAAGGAUUUGAUAUCCAUACCUGAUAAAAAUGUCACCAAAAUGGCAAUUUUGGAAACUUUGGGCUCCAAUGACGUCAGUGACAAGCAUUUUAUGAUAGAGUACUACGUCUCAAAGCUUCGAGAAGUAAUGGAGAAAGGCAAUUUAUGGGAGUUCUUCGGUGCACUAUCCGCAUCCUAUGCUCAAGAUCAAGAUUAUCUGAAGCCGAGCUUGAAGACGUUUCUGGAUAUGAAACUAACUUCUAGUCAUGAGUGUAGCGAAUUGCUACAGUAUGGGGAAAAGUUGAGGUCAUUGAUGUAUGCAGAUGAUGAUAGACUUGUCUUCGAUGCUGUCAUUGAAAAAAUCAAACUCUUUGACAUCGCUAAUAUGCUUCUCUUUUUUUUGGUGAAAGAUGAAGACAAGCACUUGAUUUUCGAGCGAGACUUGCUGGACAAGUUGAUGACCUAUAAUGAUUUUGAAACUAUCGACAAGCUGGCAACUGAGAAGGACAUGAUAAAAGUUUUGAAAUUUUAUUUGAAGCUUGAGUCCAAAAAAGACUCAUUUAUGCUGCUCAAGAAACAUUUGAAUAAGCAUUUAAACACAGUAGCAUCCACUGAAGGCCUAAUUGAAGUGCUGAAGCUAAUUCCAAAUGAUUAUGGUUUUGCAGAUAUCAUGGACCCUCUAACUCUAGUGCUGGUAAAAAUCAAUACAGUCCUCACGAACCAAGAAUUGGAGAAGGCACUAUUGAAGCACGAAAUACGCGAGGAUGUUGAACUUCUUAGCCGAUUAAUGGAAGAAAAGGACCUAAAGAACUGA